Molecule: messenger RNA, 4325 nt
Organism: Rhinichthys klamathensis goyatoka
Lineage: Eukaryota; Metazoa; Chordata; Actinopteri; Cypriniformes; Leuciscidae
Product: NACHT, LRR and PYD domains-containing protein 3-like
Exons: 14
Coding region: 465-3809 (1114 amino acids)
Molecular function (GO): protein binding
Source: RefSeq, a predicted model, not a curated record
AAGUGAAAAGAAAUGAAAGUUAGAAAUUGCCUGAAAACAUCUUAGUUGACUGAUUUGCGUGGUUGUUGCCAUCUGGGCUGGAUAAUAUGUUUAGCUACUAUAAAGAUUGAAAGAUUCAAUAAGAUCCAAUUAAGAUUGAAGUUCUGCUGUUCCUAAAGAUAAUGCUCUUAAAAACAGAAUGCCAAAAUGUGAAUUUGGAAUUUGAAAGCAGUCUUAUUAUCAGUUAACCUGUCUGAAAGAAUUAGGGAACGAGAUGCAGGUGCGUGUGUGAUCAGUGAUAGCAGGUGGAUGCGGGAUUAGUCCAGGAAUGAUGUAUCAUGGGAAUUGCAGUUCGUAUCGGAAAGUCAGUAUUCGGGCGAGGGUGCCCUCUGGCGGCCAGAGAGGGAGGUCAUGGAGUCUGUGAUCGUGACACCAGCAGGGGAGAUCAGAUUUAACCAGACCUGGUCAUUAGAAGAAAUCAUUCAAUGGAUCAACUCGAGCCCAGCUCAGUGCAGAUGGGGAGAUCUUCUCCAUGUCCCAGCCAUGAGUCCACGAGCAGUGAACAUUCAAUGGAUAAACCACCGGAUUUAAAAGAAUCCAGCUCAAUGCAGAUGGGGAGAUCUUCUCCAUGUCCCAGCCAUGAGUCCACGAGGAGUGAUCAGUCAAUGAAUAAACCAUUGGAUUUAAAAGAAUCCUGCUCAGUGCAGAUGGGGAGAUCUUCUCCAUGUCCCAGCCAUAAUUUCAUGAGCAGUGAACAUUCAAUGGAUAAACCACCGGAUUUAAAAGAAUCUAGUAAUGCCUCACUCCUUGAUAAAAUCCGAGAUGCAUUCCAAUCAAAAAUGAGGAGCAGUUUUCAGUGUUUGCAUGAAGGGAUAUCAAAAAACAGUGCCCCCAUACCUCUCAAUGAGAUUUACACUGAGCUCUACAUCACAGAAUAUGGAGGUGGAGAGAUCAAUAAUGAACAUGAGAUCAGAUGGAUUGAAAAAGCUUCCAGGAAAGCCACAAUGGAGGACACCACAAUCAACUGCAAUGACAUCUUCAAACCCUUACCUGGACAAAACCAACCCAUCAGAGCUGUGCUGACCAAAGGAGUCGCUGGCAUUGGAAAAACAGUCUCUGUGCAGAAGUUUAUUCUAGACUGGGCUGAAGGGAAAGUGAAUCAGGACGUCUACCUCAUAUUUCCACUUCCUUUCAGAGAGCUCAAUUUGAAAAAGGACAAACUCAGUCUUUCAGAUCUUCUCCAUGUUUUUUUCCCUGAAACUAUGGAAAUGGACAUUUUCAGUGAUACAUAUAAAGUGUUGUUCAUCUUUGAUGGUUUGGACGAGUGCCGGUUUCACUUAAAUUUUCACAGCAAUGAGAAUCUACGUGAUGCAACCAAAGAGACAUCAGUAGACCUGCUGCUGACGAACCUCAUUUUGGGGAAUCUGCUUCCCUCUGCUCUCAUCUGGAUCACCUCCAGACCAGCAGCAGCUGAUCUCAUCCCCUCUGAGUGUGUUGAUCGAGUGACAGAGGUACGAGGCUUCAAUGACCCACAGAAGGAGGAAUACUUCAGGAAGAGAAUCACUGAUCAGAGUCUGGCCAAUAAAAUCAUCUCACACCUGAAGUCAUCGAGGAGCCUCUACAUCAUGUGCCACAUCCCAGUGUUCUGCUGGAUCUCAGCCACUGUUCUAGAGAAGAUGUUGAGUGGAGCAGAGAGUGGAGAGAUUCCCAAGACUCUCACGCAAAUGUACACACACUUCCUGAUCCUUCAGACCAACAUCAAACAUGAGAAGUACUAUGAGAAGAAAUUAAAAGCUGAGGACAUGGUUUUCAAACUGGGUAAACUAGCUUUUCAGCAGCUCGAGAAACAUAAUCUGAUCUUCUAUGAGGAAGAUCUUAGAGAAUUUGGCAUUAACGUGCAAGAAGCUGCUGUGUACUCAGGAUUGUGCACUCAGAUCUUCAGAGAAGAAUCAGGCCUGUUUCAGGGGAAAGUCUACUGCUUUGUUCAUCUGAGCAUUCAGGAACAUCUAGCAGCGUUAUAUGUGUACCUCUCCUUUGUGAAUCAAAACACAAAUGAAUUAGACCAACCAAGUCUUCUACUCAAAGGUCUGCUUUGUGCUGCACAGGGUUCAAUAUUUUACCUCCAUCAGACAGCUGUGAAGAAAGCUCUGCAGAGUACCACUGGACAUCUGGACCUUUUCCUUCGCUUCCUUCUGGGCUUCUCACUGGAGUCCAAUCAGACUCUCUUAGGAGAGCUACUGAAACAGACAGAAGGCAGCUCUGACAACAAAGAGCGAAUAGUUAGGUUCAUAAAGGGGAAGAUCAAAGAGAAUCCUUCUCCAGAGAAAUCGAUCAAUCUGUUCCACUGCCUGAGUGAACUGAAUGAUCAUUCCCUAGUGGAGGAAAUCCAGCAUUAUCUAAAAUCAGGGUCAAGAAUAAAUACAACACUGACAGCCUCGCAAUGGUCAGCAAUGGUCUAUGUAUUGCUAACCUCAGGGCAAAAACUAGAUGUGUUUGAUUUAAAUGAAUACGUUGGGACACAUGUCUUGCCAGAUGAAAGUCUUCAAAGGCUACAGCCGGUGCUUGAAGCAUCCAGAACUGCAAUACUUUGUGAGCAUAACCUGACAAGGAAAGGCUAUACAACCUUAGGUUCUGUUCUCAGCUCAAAGACUUGCUGUCUGAAAGAGUUAAACCUGACUAGGAGUACUGUGAAUGAUUCAGGACUGAAGCUACUCUGUGCUGGACUGGAAAAUCCUCAUUGUCAGUUGGAGAGGCUGAGGCUGGAGUUUUGUAGUGUUUCUGAUAAAGGUUGCACUUUUCUGGCUUUGGCUCUGAGAUUAAACCCCUCACAUUUGAAAGAGCUGGAUCUGUCCGGAAAUAAACUCAGUAACUCUGGAUUGAAGAAUCUUUCUGCUGAAUUGCAGAAUCCUCACUGUAAACUAGAGAAACUGUGGAUGAGACUUUGUGGUGUUACAGAUGAAGGUUGUGCUGCUCUGGCUUUGGUUCUUAAAUCAAACCCCUCACACCUGAGAGAGCUGAAUCUGUCUGGGAAUAAACUGAAAGAUUUAGGAAUGAAGGUCCUUGCUGAUGGACUAGAGAAUCCUCACUGUAAACUGGAGAUACUGAGGUUGGGAGACUGUGGUAUCACAGAUGAAGGUUGUUCAGCUCUGGCCUCAGCUCUAAGAUCAAACCCCUCACAUCUGAGAGAUCUGGAUUUGUCUGGUAAUAAACUCACAAACCUUGGUCUAAAGAGGCUCUCUGUUGAAUUGGAACAUUCUGACUGUAAUCUUGAGAUGCUCAGGUUAAUGAAUUGUGGCGUCACUAGUGAAGGCUGUGCUGCUCUGGCCAAAGCUUUGAAAUCAAAUCCUUUAAACCUGAAAGAGCUGGAUCUUGGUUGGAAUAAACUGGGUGACUCCGGUGUGCAGCAACUUUUUGUUGUAUUGGAAAAUCCAAACUGUAAAUUAGAAGUUCUGCGACUGAGAGAUUGCAACAUUGCAGAGGAAGGUUGUGCUGCUCUGGCUUCAACAUUGAAAUCAAACCCGUCACACCUGAGAGAGCUGGAUCUGUCUCAAAAUAAACCAAGAACAUUAGGGGUGAAAAUGCUCUGUACCGCUAUGGAAAAGCCUGACUGUAAACUUGAGAUACUGCGUUUGGAAUAUUGUGGUCUUACAGAUGAAGCUUGUGCUGUUCUGGCAUCAGCUCUAAGAUCGAACCCCUCACACCUUAGAGAGUUGGAUCUGUACAUGAACAAUCUAGGAGAUUUAACAAGGCAGCUGUUGUCUGCUAUGAAGGAUGACCCAAACUUUAAACUGGAAAAACUACAACUGCAAAUGCAAACACUACAAUAUUAAUCACAUCAUUAUUCUUAAAUAUCCAGUUUUUUUAAAAGAAAUAAGCUUUUGUUAUUCUUCUGUAGGUCUACUGAAAUGAUCCUCGCAUGUCUUAAAAUGUAAAGAGAUUGAUUAUGAGUCUUUGCACUCAGUUUAAUUUUGAUAAGUAGAUAAGUUGUCUCCACUCAACUUUAUCUUUGGUUAAGACUAAACACUAUCAGAUUUCCACAUUCUUCUUCAUGCUACAAGGCCACAGACAAAUCGUGAGAAAUGGAUGUGAAACAUGGACUAGGUGCAAGUUGUAUGUGAGUCUUCACAAUGGGAAGGAUGAAUCAAGAAAGGCCUGUAGCUAGCUAGAUAAUAUUGGACUUUACUGUUUAUUACAAUACAUUUUAUUGUUUACCUUUUUAUGUUUCUGGUGCAGUAUUGCUAUUUUUACUGGAAAUGCAAGCUACAUUACAAACUGUUAAUUUGUCUAUGUAAAAGUUAAGCAGUUAUGUGUGUAAUGGUGCUUACAUUAAAAAUCAUGUAUACAAA